Molecule: messenger RNA, 5581 nt
Organism: Vidua chalybeata
Lineage: Eukaryota; Metazoa; Chordata; Aves; Passeriformes; Viduidae
Gene: APLP2
Product: amyloid beta precursor like protein 2
Exons: 22
Coding region: 2015-4135 (706 amino acids)
Biological process (GO): central nervous system development; axonogenesis
Cellular component (GO): membrane
Molecular function (GO): heparin binding; transition metal ion binding; serine-type endopeptidase inhibitor activity
Source: RefSeq, a predicted model, not a curated record
CGCGGCGUCGCGCGCUGAUUGGCUGAAACGCCUCCGCCAGCCACCAUGGGGCACAGAAUUCCUCAAGGAAAGGCUGGGAGCGCCCAGCCUUCCCAGUUGACAAAGAAUUGGCAAAUGGGUCUGUAAUCCAGCUGUAUUUUCAAUGGCUUCUCUACCACAGCUGUGGGGCUCAGCUUAUUUAAGUUGGAAUGGUUUGGUUGCCUUGAUUCAUGAACGACUGAUUCUGCCAUCUUCAGAGGUUAAACAUCGCUUCAGCCUUCACAGUGGAGUAGAAGAGAUAAAGGAGACAGGAUGCCAUUGCAGGAAGACGUCUCACCAAGCAAGAGGAUGAGAGUUCACUAAAUAGUUUCUGCAAAGCAGCCUCUCCUUCCUCUCUUCCCACCAUGUCUUCACUGUGCCUUUACUUGUAGACCUCUAGUACCCUCAAUCUUUUGAGUUCUCUGUGUCAGGUUCAAUGUUUGUGUUCAGUUCCUUGGAGAAGCUUCAGACAUUGCUCUGCCUUGAGAUCCUGCCAGUGCUCAAAGCCUCGGAUCCAUCUGGAGAGAGAAAAUGAGCAGCAUAAAUUCCCAGUUUGUGUAUUAGCUAAAACGGUGGUCAGUGUCUGCUAUUUCUGCAUUUGGGAUCCUCAGUCUGAGUGUGGGCUCAUUAUUCUAUUGGAUUAUAUAUCAGAAGUAAUUUAUUUUCCUGGGAAGUGAGUCCUACAUACGCAAAUCUGUUCCAAAAUGGAUUCCUUGUGUCUCUCAGAUGUUGCUUUUGCCUUGGAUAGUCUUCAGAAAAACAAACUGUCUGAUUAAGUUUACCAUUGGUUUUGCCCCCCAUCUAGAAAUUAGAGGAGAUCAUAGAUUUAGCACAUUUUCUGGAUGCUGAGAUUCAUAUGCAGAGUGUUGAAGGAGCAGCAGCUUUCUUUAGCAGCCACUCUCUUGUGCUGCCCUUAAGCAUCCUGGAUUGAUGCAUUUUUCAUUUUCCAAUGCAAUUGAACCUUACUGUGCUGGUGCUUCAGCAAAGCCAUAAUAUCUCCAAACCUAACAGAAGCGUUAUUUUGAAGUUUUCAGUUACAGGAGUGUUAAUGCCAGGCUUGUUUCCUUAACAGUCUGUUACAUGCUGUAGGCAAGGAUUGUGCUGUUUGAGGUGAAUACAGCACAAACUGCUGUGCAGAUCUGCCCACUUCAGACAUCUCAGUGGAAGCCAGAUGAAUGGCACUGUUUCAGGCAUGGACCAGAGCUGUGGGAAAAUGGCCAUCAAGAGUUAAGGGUUUAUUGGUAUAAUGAAGGGUAGAUUUUCUCCCUUCCCUGCAAAUCCCUUUUAAAGAAGUCUCUGAGCAGAAACAAAGGCUUGCUGUCCAUCACCAUUUACUGUCACUUCUUUUCACAGAUUUCUGUGCUGUUUUUCUCAUGUCUGCAGUUAUUCCAUUUAUCCCUGUUUUUAUGGUAUGCAUCUGUUCUUAGUUAUUCUCCAUCCUUUCACUCUUCUAAACUUCACUGUAUUCCCCUAGAAAUCACCUUUUUAUUUUUAAACUCCUGUCUGCCUCUCAAGGUUUCUGCAUUUUUUGUUACCAUCUUUCUAUGGAGCAUCUUCUCACUGUAUAUCUUAAGCCCAGUUUCUUUAGCAGUUUCCUUCAUCUCACUGCUGCUGGACUUCCUUCAUCUUGUCCACAGUGUGUUGUCAUUUUGAGUCACACAUGGAAGGCUGAGCUGCAAGGCUGCAGGAACCCUGGACUUCCACACGGAAAUGCUGCAGCCAAAUACAGAUGUCCAAUUCCAGACGAGUCAUGGUCUUGCAAGUGAAAAGGGGCAGAGACGUUCACUUGAAACAUUUCUUACAGAAUAAACAUUGGCAACCAAAGGUAGUGAACUGAGCACUGAUGGCCUUGCUUUUGAAGAGGAAUAUGCUGUGUUGCAGCCUUGCUGCAGGACUUCACCUCUUACACUCUGGUGUAUCUACAGUGGAGGACUAGGAGCAGGCCCUUGCAGCCAAUGCUGGGACUGGGUUUGCAGUGGCAGAACCUCAAAUUGCCAUGUUCUGCGGGAAGCUAAAUAUGCAUGUGAACAUCCAGACUGGGAAAUGGGAACCUGACACUUCUGGGACCAAGAGCUGCUUUGGAAGAAAGGAGGAGAUUCUGCAAUACUGCCAGGAGAUGUACCCAGACCUUCAGAUCACCAACGUGGUAGAAGCCAACCAGCCCGUCAGCAUUGACAGCUGGUGCAAGCGUGGGAAGAAGCAGUGCAAGGACCACACUCACAUCGUCGUGCCGUACAAGUGCCUGGUGGGUGAAUUUGUAAGUGACGUCCUGCUGGUGCCCGAGAAAUGCCGGUUCUUCCACAAGGAGCGCAUGGAUGUGUGUGAAAGUCACCAGCACUGGCACACUGUGGCAAAGGAGGCCUGUCUGACAGAAGGGAUGAUCCUGCACAGCUAUGGGAUGCUGCUGCCCUGUGGAGUGGACCAGUUCCACGGAACAGAAUAUGUGUGCUGUCCUCAGACUAAGGUUGUGGAUGAGGCUCUGUCCAAAGAGGAAGAGGAAGAGGAUGAAGACUAUGACCUUUACAAGAGUGAGUUCCCUACAGAGGCAGGUGUAGAAGACUUCACAGGAACAGCUGUGGAGGAAGAUGAGGAUGAGGAUGAUGAAGGGGAAGAGGAGGAGGAUGUGGUGGAAGACCGUGAUUACUACUAUGACAGCUACAAGGUUGACGACUACAAUGAAGAGACCCCCACAGAGCCCAGCAGCGACAAGGCUAUGGCUGAAAAAGAAGUGAGCAGUGACAUGAAAUCUGUCUGCUCCCAGGAGGCCAUGACAGGGCCCUGCCGGGCUGUGAUGCCUCGUUGGUACUUCGAUCCUAACAAGAGAAAAUGCAUUCGCUUUAUAUAUGGAGGCUGCGGAGGCAACAGGAACAAUUUUGAGUCAGAGGAGUAUUGUAUGGCUGUGUGUAAAAAGAUGAUGCCAACUGAUGAUGUGGAUGUCUACUUUGAAACCCCUGCUGAUGACAAUGAGCAUGCCCGCUUCCAGAAGGCCAAGGAGCAGCUGGAGGUCAGGCACCACAACCGCAUGGACCGGGUGAAAAAAGAGUGGGAGGAAGCAGAACACCAGGCUGUUAAUCUCCCCAAGGCAGAAAGGCAGACUCUGAUCCAGCACUUCCAGGCCAUGGUGAAAUCUCUGGAGAAAGAAGCAGCGAGUGAGAAGCAGCAGCUGGUGGAGACUCACUUGGCUCGUGUGGAAGCCAUGCUGAACGAUCGCCGUCGCAUCGCCCUGGAGAACUACCUGGCUGCCCUGCAGGCUGACCCACCACGUCCCCACCGCAUCCUGCAGGCCCUGAAGCGCUACGUCCGUGCCGAGAACAAGGACAGGCUGCACACCAUCCACCACUACCAGCACGUCCUGGCAGUGGAUCCGGAGAAGGCUGCGCAGAUGAAAUCCCAGGUGAUGACACAUCUUCAUGUGAUUGAGGAACGGAUGAAUCAAAGCUUGUCUCUGCUCUACAAGGUGCCCUAUGUGGCUGAAGAAAUCCAGGAUGAGAUUGAUGAGCUGCUUCAGGAGCAGCGUGCAGACAUGGAUCAGUUCACAUCCUCCAUUUCUGAGUCUCAGGUGGAUGUCAGAGUGAGCUCUGAGGAGAGUGAAGAAAUUCCCUUGGAUGGCAAACCUUUCCACCCGUUCCAGGUGAAAACCUUCCCAGCCUUGCCUGAAAAUGAAGAUCCUCAGCCGGAUUUGUACCAUCCAAUGAAAAAAGGUUCUGGCAUGACUGAGCUGGACGGGCUGAUUGGUGCUGAAGAAAAAGUGAUUAACAGCAAGAACAAGGUGGAUGAAAAUGUGGUAAUUGAUGAAACCCUUGAUGUGAAGGAGAUGAUUUUCAACGCAGAGCGUGUUGGAGGGCUGGUGGAUGAGCCGGAUAAUGACAACUCCCUCCGUGAUGACUUUGGCUUCAGUAGCAGUGCCCUUAUUGGGCUGUUGGUGAUUGCUGUUGCCAUAGCUACUGUUAUAGUCAUCAGCUUGGUGAUGCUGAGGAAGAGGCAGUAUGGGACCAUCAGCCAUGGAAUUGUGGAGGUUGACCCGAUGCUCACCCCUGAGGAGCGGCAUCUGAGCAAGAUGCAAAACCAUGGCUACGAGAAUCCCACUUACAAAUACCUGGAGCAGAUGCAGAUAUAAAAGAGAUGAAGAUGGAGUAGCCCCGAUGGGAAAAGGUGCGGGGUGGAGGGCCAAAGUGGUCCAGUGUUUUGGAUCAACUACUGACCAACAGUUCAAGAGGACUUCAUCUUACAUUCAGAACUCCUGGAUCAUUAAGACUAUAAUUACUACUGUAGAGUUGCAAUUUCCAUUCUUUAAAAUGGGUGAAGAAAUUAUAAUAUAACAAUAUGAUAUAUAAAUCUCCUUAAAUGGGAAAAAUGGAUCUAUUGCAGAUAUUUGACUGAGAUGUAGUUUUCUUUUUUUUUUAAUAAUCUGAAAAAUACCAGUUCUGUUGUACUGUUGUCUGAUACAAGCUCUAUAUAUAUAAAAUGGGAAAUGUUGAUUUUUAUUUCUGAUAGACCACCUGUAUAUUGAGGGUCGUUUGUACCAGUCCAUCUUCAAAAAAGGAGACAGUUGUGGCUCUUUGGUCAUUUUGGCUUUUGUAUAUAAAGCAUUAUUCUUUUUUCCUUUUUUUUUUUUUUUUUUUUUUAAGUGAAUUUCACUGGGAGUUGCAAAGAGAUUAAUUUAGGGAUAGGAGCUAUUACAGCAUAAGCAAGGAAGCAGUUAGGAAUGGUAUCUAACAAAAUUCCUUAUAAUGAGACAAAAAAAGAAAAAGAGAAAAAAAAAGGAAAAAAAUCCCAUUUUCAUAAUGCCAGUGGUGUGCACUCUGCUGCUUAGCAGCUUGGGCUCUAGGAAUCAAGACUCCCUGGAGGCAAGGAGUUAAAAGGCUUCUAGUAUCUCUGUUUAUAGUUAUUCUAGUAGAAUGUUAGAACAUGGUUUGUGCAUACUUGGGUCUGCACAUUCCCCUUCGAGAUUCAGUUCUGCUCUAGAGUUGGAAGUUCUGGUAUUGAAUUGAAAUCCUCUGUUCUCAGCCAGUUUCCUUCAGUACUCACCUGGCAUUAACAGCCCUCUCUUGCUACUACUUUCUAAUUUCCCCAGCUCUUCUGACUUACCAACAUGGUAACUACUUAAGAGCUGCAGGUUUUUGAGCCUUUGCAUCUCCCUGGGUGAUGUGGGGCCAGAAAUGACAAAUCACUGCGAUAACUGGGACCUUGGGAGCUGACAAACACAGAGAGGUCUCUUAGCUGAGGAGGGAAGAGACUGACUGAUAUCUUGGGAAAGGGAUGCUGCCUGCUUUAAGAGAAAUAGGAUGCAUAGGCCCCAAGAAGACCAAAAGGGGCAUUGUUCCACUCCACCAUCAUCAUGUCUUUGUAAUGCUUGUAUAGUUGGUGUUAAUGCUCACGGCUUUUUUAAAUCUGGGGGUUCUGGUAACCUGUGGUGUAUUUUUUCUAUUUUUCCUGUGACUUUAUUUUUUCUUCCCCUUUCUGUGUUUCUUCCCACUAUGCACAGAUUUACCUGCAAACUCCUUAGUGUGGUCUGUGGGGAAUGUACAAAGUUUAAACACAUCAAUAAACACUUUAACUUCCA